Messenger RNA from Abrus precatorius (Indian licorice), 2406 nucleotides. Its product is annotated as pentatricopeptide repeat-containing protein At4g21065-like. Gene Ontology annotation, molecular function: zinc ion binding; RNA binding; protein binding. The record is from RefSeq and is a predicted model, not a curated record. The transcript has a single exon. Gene Ontology annotation, biological process: RNA modification. NCBI's taxonomy places the organism in Eukaryota, Viridiplantae, Streptophyta, Magnoliopsida, Fabales, Fabaceae. The coding region runs from base 1 to 2406 and encodes 801 amino acids.
AUGGUUACAAGCGAUUCCCACCUCUCUAGAGCUCCUCCUUCACUCUUUCCAAUCUCAAUUCAAAAGUUCCAAAACUCUAAUCAUUAUCAAUCCUCCACAUUGAAAAUCACCCAACUCCAACCAAAACGAAAUGUGCCUCUCAUCCAACAUGAGCUUAACAUAAACCUUCAUGAAACACAACAACUUCAUGGUCACUUCAUCAAAACAUGUUUUAACAGCAGUUACAAAGUCCCUUUUUCUUCUCUUGAAUCCUAUUCUAGCAAUGCAGCGUUUUACAGCUUCCUAAUAACUUCUUACAUCAAGAACAACUGCCCCAAAGAUGCAGUGAAAAUCUAUUCCUAUAUGCGUGGAACAGACACUGAAGUGGACAAUUUUAUCAUACCAUCAGUUCUCAAAGCAUGUUGUCUUAUCCCUUCAACCUUGUUAGGAAAAGAGGUGCAUGGUUUUUUGGUGAAAAAAGGAUUUCAUGGAGAUGUUUUUGUGUGUAACGCUUUGGUCAUGAUGUAUAGUGAGGUUGGAAGCUUGGCAUCUGCACGCCUAUUAUUUGAUAAGAUCGAGAAUAAAGAUGUUGUUUCUUGGAGUACUAUGAUUAGGAACUACGAUAAGAGUGGGUUUCUUGAUGAAGCAUUGGACCUUAUGAGAGUUAUGCAUGUUAAGGGAGUAAAGCCUAGUAAAAUUGCACUGAUAAGCAUGAUUCAUGUUUUUGCAGAACUUGCUGAUUCGAAAUUGGGGAAAGCCUUGCAUGGAUAUGUGAUUAGGAAUGGUAAUUGUGGGAAAUCAGGAGUUCCUUUAAGUACUGCUUUAAUAGAUAUGUAUGCUAAGUGUACAAAUUUAGCAUAUGCAAGAAGGGUUUUUGAUGGUGUAUCUGGGGCUAGUAUCAUUUCAUGGACUACUAUGAUUGCAGCCUACAUUCAUUGCAAUAAUUUGAAUGAAGGGCAAAAAUUGUUUGUCAAAAUGCUAGGGGAGGGUGUGUUUCCAAAUGAGAUUACAAUCCUUAGUUUGGUCAAAGAAUGCGGCACCGCAGGAUCUCUAGGACUAGGGAAGUGGUUACAUGCUUUCACUUUAAGAAAUGGGUUUACCAUUUCUUUGGUUCUGGCCACUGCUUUUGUUGAUAUGUAUGGCAAAUGUGGCGAUGUAACAAGUGCGAGACAUGUUUUUGAUAGCAUCAAGAACAUAGAUUUAAUGAUGUGGAGUGCCAUGAUUUCAGCUUAUGCUCAAAACAAUUGUAUAGAUGAGGCAUUUGGUAUCUUUGUUCACAUGACUGGUUGUGGAAUUAGGCCAAAUGAGAUAACCAUGGUUACCCUCCUUGUGUUAUGUGCAAAAGCUGGAUCCCUUGAAAUGGGUAAGUGGAUCCAUUCUUACAUAGACAAGCAAGGAAUUAAAGGAGACAUGAUUCUUGAAACAUCUUUGGUUGACAUGUAUGCCAAGUGUGGAGACAUAGAUACAGCUCAUAGCCUAUUUGCUGCCGCAACCAACCGAGACGUUUCAAUGUGGAAUGCCAUGAUAUCAGGUUUUGCAAUGCAUGGUCAUGGGGAGGCAGCAUUGGAACUUCUUGAAGAAAUGGAAGCACUAGGGUUUAUCCCUAAUGACAUCACAUUUAUUGGAGCUCUUCAUGCUUGUAGUCAUUCUGGAUUGUUGCAAGAAGGGAAGAGUCUGUUUCAAAAAAUGGUUAAUGAUUUUGGUUUGGUACCAAAAAUUGAGCACUAUGGUUGUAUGGUGGAUCUCCUUGGUAGAGCUGGUUUGCUUAAUGAAGCAAAGGAACUAAUUGAGAACAUGCCAAUGAGGCCAAACAUUGCUGUAUUGGGAUCUCUCCUCGCUGCAUGCAAACUUCACAAAAAUAUCAAACUUGGAGAAUGGGUAGCAAAACAGUUUCUCUCAUUGGAACCCCACAAAUGUGGAUAUAAUGUUCUAAUGUCAAACAUAUAUGCAUCAGCAAAUAGAUGGGGUGAUGUUGCUUACAUAAGGAGAGCUAUGAAGGAUGUAGGAAUUAGUAAAGAACCAGGUGUUAGCUCCAUUCAAGUGAAUGGAAUAGUUCACGAAUUCAUAACGGGAGGCAGGGAACACUCAGAUACUAAAAAAAUCUAUGAAAUGAUUGAUGAGAUGAGAGAAAAACUUGAAGAUGCUGGAUACACCCCAGAUAUAUCUUCUGUUUUGUUGAACAUAGACAAUGAGGAGAAAGAAACUACACUCAACUAUCACAGUGAGAAACUGGCAAUGGCAUAUGGUCUAAUUAGCACAGCUCCUGGUGUUCCAAUUAGAAUUGUGAAGAAUCUUAGAAUUUGUGAUGAUUGUCAUAAUGCUACCAAGUUACUGUCCAAGAUUUAUGGGAGGGAGAUCAUAGUGAGGGACCGCAAUCGUUUUCAUCACUUCAAAGAAGGAUCAUGUUCUUGUUAUGAUUAUUGGUAA